Messenger RNA from Hyalella azteca, 681 nucleotides. RefSeq lists its product as uncharacterized. Bases 1 to 681 code for a protein of 226 amino acids. The transcript has 4 exons. NCBI's taxonomy places the organism in Eukaryota, Metazoa, Arthropoda, Malacostraca, Amphipoda, Hyalellidae. The record is from RefSeq and is a predicted model, not a curated record.
AUGGUUCCCGUGUGCUGGCUGCUAGUGCAGUUGCUGCAGCUGGUGCAGCUGGUGGCAGCUGGGAAGUAUCCCAGCUUUCAGGUGGCGAUGAACGACAUCGACUUCGUCGCGCCUGAUGUGGCGUACGUCGGGGACUCGCUGUGUGAUUGCCGUGCAAAAUGCCUGGUGCAGGAGCAGUGCACGGCGGCGACGUACGAAAAGCUCUCGUCUACGUGCAGCCUGUCGUACGCAAGUCAAUGCGAGACCGAAGUACAGAACAAGACCGGCGUCGUGGGGCUCUUCAAGUACGACACGGUCAUCAGGGACGUGUUCAUCACCAAAACCCGCACAAGUAACGGGUCUCUUGCCAACCAGCAGCGGCUGUGCAGGGCAGAGGGCGGCGAGCCUCUCGUCAUCAAGACGAAGCAAGUCAGAGACAAGGCCCUGCAGCUCGUCUUAGCGUUUGGUACGUCCAACGGUCAAAUGCCUGAACUCGUGGCAUGGAUCAGCGCCUACAACUACGGCACAGCCUACGUCUGGCCCAACGGCAAACCCAUCUCUAACUGCGCCUCAGCAAGCGGAGAUCUCAACGCUUUCCAUAACGCGGACGGUCCCGCAGCGAUGCUGUCUUCUGACAACAUCAUCGUGCGCACCGCCGUCACGAAAGCAUUUAGUUACCCCGUACUCUGCCACAGAUAUUAG